Molecule: messenger RNA, 1440 nt
Organism: Saccostrea cuccullata (small rock oyster)
Lineage: Eukaryota; Metazoa; Mollusca; Bivalvia; Ostreida; Ostreidae
Exons: 6
Coding region: 175-1203 (342 amino acids)
Source: RefSeq, a predicted model, not a curated record
UAUCUAGAAGUUUAAACAUAAGUAUUUUACGCACUAGAGCUUAAUUGCGGAUUUAAGAAUUUUUUAAGGUUCGAUCUAACAUUGAAUACAGAUUACCCUAAUCUGAAGGCACAUUGCUAUUUCUUUUACAUAUUUCUAAGUUUAAUGUACGCCUGAGCAGGAGUCCGCCAUGAAAUGGGAUUCUUGCUGUACGGUGGUCGUGGAAAGUCGGAAAAUGACGAUUCUAUGGCCGCUGGGCUGGGGAACACAGAAGUGAUCGUCAUUAGCAGUGUUCUUGGAACCAUCGCUGUUCUCGUUUCGCUCGCAGUUGGGACAUAUUGUUAUAGGAAAUAUGAUUACCUCAAAAGAACAAAACGUGGAUCCUCCACAGAUUCAGGGAGGAGACUUUUCUUUGUGGAGGACGUAAAGCAAGGUCAUAAUGGAAAGGGUCCCCACCCAAAUACGUUACAUCGGCAGAUCUUUACGUCCACACAGCCAAAACCCCAACAAGUCUUACGCAAACCACAACCCAGCAUGCAGAUUAAUAACCAUGCCAGAAGUAGCCAUGGAAGAGCCACACGGGAUAUUCACAUUCACAAUUCUUACCCCGGCGGUGUUCGAUUAGUGCGCUUCCACCAGGACCAGGCCAAACCGGUGCUCCUGUACCGACCCAGCUCAUUGAGACCCCUGUAUACGCAACCCCACCUCCCCAACACAGUCCCCCAUCUUAGGCUGGGGGACUAUAGACCCAAGGUUGUCAGCGGUUACUUCUCACCCGGAAACAUCAGAAACCUGACCGAGGAGGGCCUCAAAGACUCCGAAAGCUCAUUAAACAGCAGUAGGUCGAAGUUUCACUGGUUUCCAGCAGAGCCAGAAAAAGUGAAAUUCAUCCAUUUAGAUGAGAAAGGCACACAAACAAAAGCAGUAAAAAAGAGACACAGAGCCACAAGAAAUUCCUCCACCUCCACUUCAGACCUCAAAACUCUAGAUCCACCACGGACCAAAACCAUCAAACGCAACUCAGACUUUCACACUCAGUACAUAGAAAGUGGUAGUAAUUUUGUCAUAAUUGACUACAUUGAUCACAUAAACAAUGCUAAUGGGGAGCUGCCAUUGUCCACCUCUACACCCCGGGAGGACCAGGAGGAGAAAACUGAUCCUGACCUCAUUCCAAGGCAAAGGAAAGCACACGAGGGUUCUCUUGAAAAGAUUCCAGCGUUUUAAAUUUGAAAAUACUAUUUCAUGUUUACAAAUCUGCUGUGCCUGUAUUCCAGUUUUAUAUUUAUUGCCGUUUUCAGAUAUUAAUAUCUUUAAUACGAGGACUUUGCUUUUGUACUUAGAUUGGCCUUUUGGAAUUAGCGAUAUUUUUUUAUAUAAAAACCAUGGUAAGCAUGCGUUAUAUUUGCAUACAUACUUUGACAUUGAACGUAUUUCUUAAUAUCAAACUAAUUAUACCAUACU